This is a messenger RNA of Pelodiscus sinensis (Chinese soft-shelled turtle), 1482 nucleotides long. Lineage: Eukaryota; Metazoa; Chordata; Testudines; Trionychidae. The record is from RefSeq and is a predicted model, not a curated record.
AUGAACCCUGAAAAACCCAGGAAAGAGAACCCAGUAAAAAUACACUCUGCAAAUAAGAAAAAGGAAAGCUGUGAUGAGAUGUUUGCAAAUGAGAGCAAUGAAUACAAUGCAAGCAAAACAUGUAAAGGUGACAACGAUUAUGAAAAGGAUCAGGUUUCCUCUGGUUCUAACAAUAAAUUGGAUGAUCACCUGCUUAAUGGGACACUUGAAAUGCUGGCUUCAGGAACAGAACUUGAACAGAAGAAUGAAUUUGAGAGGGAGAUGAAUAUAUCCCAUGGCAAAAAAAUGUGGCAAAGCAGCCAGCGAACCAACAAUUUGCCUGUUGUGAGGAGCGGAUCAGAAACUCUUGUGAACACCGAAAUGAGUGAUCAGUAUGAUUUACUGUUUUACAAAGAGAAGCAUCUGUUCUUUGAGAAGUUCACUCAGUCACAAAUUGAAGAAUGUAAUGAGAUUAUUACAUAUGCUCCCAAGGGCGAGGAACAUGCUAAGUAUGUUAAUGCACAGCCUCCUUUUGGGACUUCUCACAAACUGUUCAGAUGUCAACAAUGUGAUUAUGCCACUUACAUUUUUAGCAACCUGAAGCUGCAUUUUAGAAUGCAUAGUGGUGAAAAACUAUUUGAGUGUAAAGAAUGCAAAAAGAGGUUUUUCAGCUCCAGCCAUUUGCAGAGACAUAGUCUUAUGCACAUAAAAAACCAUCAUGAAUGUGACCAUUGCCAUUAUUUGUGCAACACUUCAGACCACCUUAAGUUGCACCGUGAAAUACAUAAGAGCGCCUGUCCUAAAAGGGAAGAUCUUAAUUCCUCAAAAGACUUAAAGCAUGUCCGUUCCAUAUUCCUCUCAAAAAACCUUCAGAAACAGAUGGAUGUUCAUGAGGGCAAAGAAAAUGAACAUGUUCUGCCAUCAAAAAGUCUUUCACAACUUCACAAGUGUGAACAAUGUAAUUACAUGACUUAUGUUUUAAGCAACCUCAAGCUACACACAAGGAUUCAUACAGGUGAAAAACCCCACAGCUGUGACACCUGUGAGAAGAAGUUUCGCACUUCAAGUCAUCUAAAUCGACACAAGCUUGUGCAUUUAAAGAUGGAGCGCCUCAAAUGUAGGAACUGUGACUAUUCAGCAGACAAAUGGCAAUCCCUUAAGCAGCAUUUGGCUUCACACUCAAAUGAAAAAAAUCUGGCUAGUAGUAAAGUUCAAGAGAAAUCACUUCAGAAUAUACCUGUCAAAAUAUACAAAUGUGAGGAAUGUGGCUAUGCUACUGCCCAUAGUGGAAACUUUAAGCAGCACUUGAGAAUUCAUACAGGUGAAAAGCCAUACAAAUGUGAUCAGUGUGGUCUUGCUUUCCGCACUUCUAGCCACCUGAAGCGCCACUUACUAACUCAUUUAAAGUUACGCUGCAACAAAUGUGAGUUUUCCACCAUGGAUAAAUGUGCUCUGGAGAAACAUGUAAAAACACACCAAGUUAAAAAAGCAUACAAAUGCUAA